UGUCAACCUGUCAACCGCUAUUAGGUGAAGCGGCAACCGUCAAGGUUUGGAACCGGCUAUUUGUAAAAAUUCUCUCGAUAAGUUUAUUUUCAUAGAGUAUGGCAGAUAAAAAAAAGGACGGAACUGAGCCUGAAGGAGAGGAAGAAUUUUCAGUGGAAAAAGUAUUAGAUAGACGCGUAAAAAAUGGAAAGGUGGAAUAUUUUCUGAAAUGGAAAGGCUAUAGUGAUGAAGAUAAUACAUGGGAACCAGAAGAAAAUCUUGAUUGCCCUGACCUCAUACAAGCUUUUGAAGAGGCAAGAAAGAAGAAGGAAGCUGAGGGAAAGAGUGCCCUAAAAAUUGACAAAGAUACAAAGAAAAGAAAAUCUGCAGCAACACCAGAUCUGAAAGGUGCUAAAAAAAGUAAAAGUGAUGAUAAAAAGGCCUCCGGUUUUGAUCGAGGCUUGGAACCUGAAAAAAUUAUUGGUGCUACUGAUAGCAGUGGCGAGCUCAUGUUCCUUAUGAAAUGGCAAGGCACUGAUGAAGCAGAUUUGGUACCCGCCAAACAAGCGAAUGUUCGAUGCCCACAAGUGGUCAUACAAUUUUAUGAAGAGAGGUUGACUUGGCAUACACCCGCACCAGAUGAAUGCAAUAAUGAUGAAUAAGUAAAUAUUUUUGUACUGCUAUUUUUUAAUCAUCAAUAUAUAAAUAAAAAUGAACACUUGAAUCUAGGUAUCAUCAAUUGAAUCUACACCUAAAAUAUCAAACUUGGGUUUUAUAACAAAUUGGGUUCAAUAAAACAUCUUGUAGUCUUUAUUUUAUUUUUAAUUUUAAAGUAUGCUGAAAAUAUAUAAUUCUAGCUGUCGUGAUUAUGCUCAUUUCCAUUCCAUCUCCAGGUAUUUAUAUCUGUUUAUUAUAUUCUUCUGUAUCUUAAAAAUACCAAAACCUGGUUGUCAUUAAUUGCAAUUAUACUUGAUACAAUAUUAUGUAUCAUAUUGUAUCAAGAUGCCAUGCUUUUCUAUAGUGGUAUAAAUAUUAAUAAUAUGACAGUUGAUUGCUUAACAUUAAAAAGUAUUGCCUUGAGGGUGCUUGUCCAGUGUCCACCAGAGAUAUACUAUACAGCUAUGUUAUGAAAACGGUCCAGUCAAGACAUGGUGUAACGUUAAUCAUCCCUUAAAAUGUACUUUUUUUAUUUAGAUUUGCUUUUCAUCUUUGGCUUAUUUAUAAAACGUUAGUCUUCAAGGGUAGUGUGGUAGAAAUAGAGUUACUUAUUAUUAAACUUAUUGUUAGGAGUUAUUGAAAACCAUAGAAAUAGUUUUAAAUAUGAAGUUUUUAUCAUGUGAUUGAAAUAAUCUACAUUUUUUCAGAUUUCAUUCCUCUCCAAUUUAUGAUGUAAGUGGUUUUCUAAAAGGGUCUUAUGUUUUAAGUUUAUUUUAUAAUAUUAUGUGUUAAGGUUACAUAAUUGAUAUCCUAAUAAUUGGUACAUCAAAUGACAUGUUAUUGUCCGUAAUUGUGUAUUAGAAAAGAAUAGAGAGAACUGUGUUGAAAAAGUAGAAAAACUUAAAUUUAAGGAAUAAUAGUGUUAUACAUUAUAUUAUAAGAAUGAUUAGAGUUCAAAUGUUCAGGAAGUACCAAUUUGAAACUUUGCUAAAGUGUUAGAUUAAUGUGAUUUGAUCUAAAUAGUAACAGCAAAAAUCAAGAAAGAAAGUAAGUUAAAUUUGAUUGUUCCUAAAAUUAAGAUACAUUUUUAACAGGUACUUUUAACACAUUUGGAUUGGAAUCUAAAAAUAUUAUUUUAUUACAUUCAAUUGUUUGAGAAGUAAUGAAUUUUAAGAUUGACAAAAAUGUCAAUUUUUGUUUUAGUGAGCAUAAAUUACUUACAUUCUGUGUAACUUGAUAUAUAUGGACUAUAAUUAUAUAAAUAAAUAGUAAUUAUAUGUUCUUAUAAAUAGGACUAGGAAUAACACUAAGUUAAAUAAAACAUCUUGGAUAA
Messenger RNA from Colias croceus (clouded yellow), 1969 nucleotides. It is a transcript of the gene Hp1b-l, whose product is annotated as chromobox protein homolog 1-like. The coding region runs from base 99 to 641 and encodes 180 amino acids. Gene Ontology annotation, cellular component: nucleus; pericentric heterochromatin. The transcript has 5 exons. NCBI's taxonomy places the organism in Eukaryota, Metazoa, Arthropoda, Insecta, Lepidoptera, Pieridae. The record is from RefSeq and is a predicted model, not a curated record. Gene Ontology annotation, molecular function: chromatin binding. Gene Ontology annotation, biological process: negative regulation of transcription by RNA polymerase II; chromatin organization.